CCUUAGAUGGAUGGAUAAUACCAACAAUGGAGUCAAUUUACAACUAUCUUGUUACAACAGAUAUUCGAAAAGAAUACUUGAUUAGUUUACGAGAUUACUCAGAUCAAUCUUAUAUGAGUGAAUUUCUAGCCAAUGAAAUAUCAGAUAUUAUUGAACAACUCAGUUCAGAAAAAUUUGCAGCUAUAUGUGCUACACAUGCAAUCAAUCUUAUUGCUGCUGAUUUAGUUCAAUUAGAAAGCGUGAAAAAAUUAAUUAAUAAUUGUGGAAGAAUCAAUCACUUUUUCAAAACUUCCUACUCAAGUCAUUCAUUACUUACUAAAGGAUUUGUGAAUAUGAAAAUUAAGAAUGAUGAACUAAAAACAUGGGUGAAAACUUAUUAG
Messenger RNA from Ambispora leptoticha, 380 nucleotides. The record is from the annotation of a GenBank genome assembly. NCBI's taxonomy places the organism in Eukaryota, Fungi, Glomeromycota, Glomeromycetes, Archaeosporales, Ambisporaceae.